Messenger RNA from Penaeus vannamei (Pacific white shrimp), 635 nucleotides. The record is from RefSeq and is a predicted model, not a curated record. NCBI's taxonomy places the organism in Eukaryota, Metazoa, Arthropoda, Malacostraca, Decapoda, Penaeidae.
UUUUCUCUCUUACUAAUAUUUUGAUAUAAUUAGUAUUUCCAUUACCAUUAUUGUUUUGAUAUCAUUAGCAUUUUGUAUUUCUCGCCCUUGCGCCUUUCUGUUACUGUGUUUAAUACCUAUUUCCUUGAUUCUUUUACUCAGUCUUUGUAAUAUGAAAUCCCAGACUAAACAAGUACCAUGUCCCAUCCCGCACAGGCCGGCCUUCUGCUGCUGUCCGUCCUCGUCUCGGAGGCGGCCGAGAGUCCUUACUCCGCGCCCAUCCCCAUCCUGAAGGACGACCGAACGCAGGACGCCUACGGUGGCUACUCCUUCGACUUCGAGUCCGGCAACGGCAUCGUCCGGCAGGAGUCCGGGAAGGAGAGCGACGGACAGGCGAAGCAGGGAGGCUGGAGAUACGAAUCCCCCGAGGGCGUCCCCGUCGAGAUCUCCUUCGUGGCCGACCAGGGGGGGUACCAACCCCAGGGGGCGAUCAUCCCCGUGGCUCCACCCCUUCCCUACCAGAGAUCCGGGAACUAAGAUCAUUUUCUUUAAGUGAAAGUGAAGAAACUUUAUCCGGAAAUUGAGACUUUUCUUUUAAAGCGAAAGUGAGAAAAGAAAUUCUUAUUCUGAUUCUUCUAUCACUGCUACUUUUGUUU